CUUUUUGGCGCCAAAUCCACUUCCAAGCAACAGGUGUUGCUGCUGCUUCAACUCCCCCGGUUAUCAAAACCCUAAUUUCAUAAAUUAGUAAGACAAGAAGAAACAGUGGAAAUGGAUCAUAGUUUCAUCAAUUGAGAACAUAUAAAGAAAUGCAAAUCAAGGUGAAGUGCAGUUGUGGAGAGGGCAACUGCCCGGAAUGGGCAAUUGUGGAACUUCAAGGGGUAGUUCAAGCCCAACCCUCUUUUGAGAACCGCCUCCAGAACCUCCAGAUCGGCGUCCUCUGCCGCCCUUCUUCUCAGGAAAAUUAUACAUUUACAGUUGGGUACCAUGAGCUGACAGGAACAAAAGUGAGUCUGAAGAAGCCGAUUUUAGUGUUGAGGAAGAUCAAACUCCGAAAAGAAGAAGAGGAGGGUGAAGACGAUGUGAAUUCCGGAGGGGUAGAAUUGGAUGUGAUUGGAGUUAUUCGCCACAAGAUUUUGUUCAAAACCAGGCCUAAAGCUCUUAUAUCCAAACCUCAACCUGCUGUCAAGGAAAAAGCCACUGCACCCAUGGUGCUGCACUAAUUCGGUGAUCUAAUGCCAAGAGUUGGUGAUCUGAAACAAUGUUACAAGUACUAGUGAAUCUUAGGAUUUUUGCCUGAAGGCCGCUGUAUAAUCAUAAACAUUGCCAACCUACUGUUUCCUUGGUUUA
Molecule: messenger RNA, 690 nt
Organism: Sesamum indicum (sesame)
Lineage: Eukaryota; Viridiplantae; Streptophyta; Magnoliopsida; Lamiales; Pedaliaceae
Product: chromosome transmission fidelity-like protein
Biological process (GO): mitotic sister chromatid cohesion
Cellular component (GO): Ctf18 RFC-like complex
Source: RefSeq, a predicted model, not a curated record